Molecule: messenger RNA, 5423 nt
Organism: Polypterus senegalus (gray bichir)
Lineage: Eukaryota; Metazoa; Chordata; Cladistia; Polypteriformes; Polypteridae
Gene: hook1
Product: hook microtubule-tethering protein 1
Exons: 22
Coding region: 214-2364 (716 amino acids)
Biological process (GO): cytoplasmic microtubule organization; cytoskeleton-dependent intracellular transport
Cellular component (GO): cytoplasm; centrosome
Molecular function (GO): microtubule binding; dynein light intermediate chain binding
Source: RefSeq, a predicted model, not a curated record
UGUUCGCGUAAGGUGCUUCGGUAUUCACGGAGGGCUAGUGCGCAGUUUGUGUGUGCUUUUGUACGCGCUGCAAACGGUUAACAAAGAAGGUUUGCUUAAGUGUAUUACGCAGAGAGAAAAUGCACAACCUUGUCAGGUGAGGUGAAAGGCAAGGGGGCGGGCGACACCGUACUCUGCAGUCAAGUGUUGCUCCGGCGUCAGCAGAGAAGAGCGAUGGAUGCGAAUAAGACGGUACUCUGUGACAGCCUCGUCGUGUGGAUGCAGACAUUCAGCCUGCCGUUUCCAUGUACAACAGUGCAGAACCUGACCAGCGGUGUGGCAAUCGCCCACGUUCUUCACCAGAUAGAUCCUGCCUGGUUCAGUGAAGCCUGGCUGAGUCGAAUUAAGGAGGAUGUCGGUGACAACUGGAGGCUGAAGGCAAACAACCUUAAAAAAAUUUUGCAGUAUAUUGUUGAUUAUUACAAUGAGGUGCUUAUGCAGCAGAUUUUGGAUUUCCCAAUGCCAGAUCUCAAUCAGGUCGCUGAACAUGCUGACCACAUGGAGUUGGGUAGGCUGCUUCAGCUCGUACUUGGAUGUGCUGUCAAGUGUGAAAAGAAGCAUGAAUAUAUCCAGAUUAUCAUGACUUUGGAGGAGUCCGUUCAGCAUGUGGUAAUGACUGCUAUCCAAGAGCUGCUCAGUAAGGAAACUGCAGAAAACCUUCCUCCGGAGGCACUGGGAGAUGUUGAACAACAGCUGAAGAAGUUAUCCCAGGAGCUGAGCAUCGCCUUAUCGGAAAAGGAGGAGCUGGCACAGCGGUGUCAGGAGCUUGAUAUCCAGGUGGCUUCCCUGCAAGAAGAAAGGAACAGUCUGUUGGCCGAGAAUGAUGUGCUGACAGAUCGAGCAAACCAACUGGACUCCUUUGAUGAUCCCAACACUCCAUCUGGUAGAAAGAUAUGGCAGACACAGCUGCAGUUUGAGCAGCUGCAGGAGGAAAACUUCAGGCUGGAAGCAGCAAAGGAUGACUACCGAAUCCACUGUGAAGAGCUGGAGAAACAGCUUAUUGAACUGCAGCACAGAAAUAAUGAACUGACAAGUCUGGCAGAGGAAUCACGAGCUCUUAAGGAUGAGCUUGAUGUCCUAAGGAACUGCUCUGACAGAGUAGUGAAGCUGGAAGCGGCUGUUGAGACGUACAGGAAGAAGCUCGAGGGGCUGAGUGACCUGCGACGGCAAGUGAAGACGCUGGAGGACAAAAACAUGAUGUACAUGCAGAACACGGUCAGUCUGGAGGAGGAGCUGCGAAAAGCUAAUGCAACCCGUGCUCAGCUGGAAACUUACAAGAGGCAGGUUCAAGAAUUGCAUAAGAAGCUGGCUGAUGAAUCAAGAAGGGCUGACAACGUGGCAUUUGAGAAAAAGCAGUUUGAAGAGAAGAACGAAGCACUGUUGAAGGAGCGUGAGAGACUGAUCAUCGAACGAGAUUCCUUGAGGGAGACGACGGAGGAGCUCAGCUGCACACAAGCCCAGCAGACCCAGCUCUUCCAAGCAGGCCUGUUACCAGAUGGAAGUCCGAGCCAUGGCAAUUUGGCAUCUGAGAUGCUGCCUGUUGAGUACAGGGAGAAGUUCCUUCGGCUUCAACAUGAAAAUAAAAUGCUGCGUGUUCAACAGCAGGGAUCUGAGAAUGAGCGCAUUGCCGAGUUGCAGGUGAUGUUGGAGGAGAUUCAGCGCAUGAAAAACGAACUGGAAACCGAGCUCAGGUUGAGCCAGGGCCGUAUUCGGGAGCUCCAGCUUCAAGUUGAAGAUUUACAGAAAGCCCUGCAAGGCCAGGGAGAGAAAGCAGAAGAUUCACACCUCAAGAGGAAGCUGGAUGCUCACAUGGAGCAGCUGCAUGAGGCAAAGGAUGAAAUAAUGAAGAAUAAAGAGCUGAUUGAAGAUCUCCAACCCGAGACAGUCCAGAGCUCUUUAAAGAUUGACGAGCUGCAUGCUGCCAUCCGCAAGAAAGAUGAAGAUAUGAAGGCAAUGGAGGAGCGCUACAAAAUGUACCUGGAGAAGGCGCGCUGUGUUAUUAAAGCUUUGGAUCCUAAACUGAGUCCUGCGUCAGCAGAGAUACAGACGUUGAAGAAUAUGCUGGCCGAGAAAGACAAGAAGAUCUUGGCCUUGGAGAGAGAAUGUGAACAAGCAAAACUUCGAGAAUAUGAAGAGAAACUGAUUGUCACCGCUUGGAACAAUAAGAGUCUCAGCUUCCAGAAACUGGCCAUUGAGUCUAGGCUAGCUACACGGGCUACCGUGAGUGGGACACCUAUGGGACAGUCUUUCCUUGCUCAGCAGCGGCAGGUGACCAAUGCCAGAAGGGUUCUUGCUGUGUCCAUGCCAAGCAGCAUUUCCAAGUAGGCCUCGCCUGCACUACAGAUAUGAUCCACUCAAGUGACCUUACACUUCUCAGUAUCGCUGGUGACGCAAGGCGAGGUGGUGAACUGAGAAAGUCCAUUUUUGACUUUGGGAUAUGGGGGGGUGGGGGGGUUUUGGGUUGUUUGUGCACUAUAUAUGAGGAGAGUGAUGGCCAUUCCUAUAAGGGACAGCCCUUCUAAAAUGACAAUGGGGACCUGCACCAGCUUCUCUUCUUCAGCUUCCAGGUAAAUACCAAAAUAGAAGAACCAAGUUGACUCGAGAGGAAGAGUCUCAGACCAUUACGAAUCUUUCUAAUCCUGGCACUUUUGGCCGUUUAACACAUCUGGAGAUGAUCUUCAAUGAAAAUGAUGCUGGACAUCAAAUUCUCCCCUAAACACCAUUUUUUCCUGAGCAGCAAUUUCAUCCAUCAAAAUUCAGUGUAAGAAGAGUAAACUGUUCGUUUCUCCCAGGAUCCUGCAGGGGGGACAGAUGGGUAAACCACAAUAAUUAAAAAGCUCAAAUGGAACAUCUCAAUUGGAAUUGAUUAGUGACACCCGGAGAUCUUUUCAAGCCACCCUGUCUCCACAGCUAAUGGACCAGAGAGUCUUUAUGGAAAAAUCUAUUCAGCAGCAAUACUUUAUGGCGUAUUCUUACAGUGCCAAUUUUCCUGUUAAAAAGCACACAUCUUCACAAAAGGGCUGCUGGUUUAGUCCGGCCACUUUAGUGAUAUUCAAGAUUUGUCUUCGUCUGUACGCCUGUUCAGCACAUUUCUCUCCCACACAUCAUGUCCUAGCAGGUUCCUUUGGUGCUCAGAAAUGAGUGCUUGACUUUCAGAGUCCUCCAGUUUCUUUCAGGAACUGACUGUUUCAUCUCAUCUUUCACGUUUUUUCAAAAUAAAUUACUCUUAUUUGAUAAUAAAGAGUUUGUGACAUCUGGAAGCCUGUUCCGAGCAUUUGACAUGAAAUGGUAAAACGUUAUGGAAUUGAAUAAUCGGAAAUGACCAGUAAUUCCUUCAGGGACUUGAACUGAGGUGACUGUUGAGGAGCUGUAAGCUCUUUGUGACACAUCCUUCCAAAUAUUUUGUGAAAGGACAAAAAUCUCACUAAGCUGCAAGUCCGAGCACUGGAGGGUUGAAUUUUCUGAAAACCAGCAGCCAAUACUGCCCUCUAGGGGUCAAGUCUUGUCCACUCCUGAUAGACUUUUUCUUGCAGUACCUCAAGUGGCCAUGUGAUGGCGAUAUGGAUCUAAAGACAGAACGAUGGCAUUUGCGUGAUAUUUUUCUCAUGUUUUUUUUUUCUCUGCCUGUGCAUAGACAAUGAGGGAAAGAACUGUGAGUGACAGAAGCUUCUAGAAGUUUUCUAGUGAGAGCCAUUUUAGCACUCUUUUAACGCGACACCAGCAGAAAUCAGGCAGUGCUUCACAGAAACUUUUUGACGGACAUUUUGUAGAUAAAGGGGAGAAGUCUUUAGUGGUCUCGGGUGUACGUCUGUAUCCAUGUCCAUGUACAUAAAUGAGACUCUCUAAACAGCCCCUUAAUGACACGAUAUAAUUAAUAGUUACGAAAUGUGAGAUGUUUAUGUUGUAAUUCAUGAAAAAAGCACCAGCAAUCCCCUGAGUCCCAAGCAGCAGCUGCUUUGCAUGCUGUGUUUGGUAGGAGUUUUUAUAACUUCUUUCAAUUCUGUUUUCUUCUUAAUCUAAUUUGUAUUUUGUAAUUACUGGUUUUGGGUGUACUACUGGACCAAGUCCACUGGUUGUGUCUUUGAGGGUCUAGUGUGUCGAGCAGUGGUGUCAUUUUUAAAGGCAUCUUCUAGUUCUUCCUGUAUCACGUGACCUACCUCCUAAGAGCCAUCUGUCUUUCUAAAAUGUCUUCCUGCCCUGUCAGGAGCUCCACAGUUGAAUAUUCCAAGUGUUUAUUGUGUCUUUUAUAAAUCUGCAUGAUCUGAUGUCACUGGUCCUCGAUGGUGGAGUAGACGUUCACUCCUGUUUAUUUACGAUGCAUCCUUUCUCGGAAAAGUUCCUGUCUGUGACUGAAAGGCAAGCAGCAUGCGAUAAAAUGUGUACAGUGAUGUAACAAUGGUGUCUUUUGGUAUGUUGUGGCGAAACUAGAGACGGACGGUGACCCCCCAGAGGUGAUCUGCUGUUAGUGGACCCUCUAAUGCUAUUUGGCACCUCCUCACAAAAGGCUGGCAAAUGUCCUGUUGUCUGCACGCAUUACUUGAAUCCCCACCCAGUAUGUUUCACAUGCCAGGCUGGUGCCAUUACACUUUGCACGGCUCUGAACCUGGCAGCAGAUCACACACAGCCUUCCUGCUGUCACCCUCUGCCAGUCUCUGUGUCUACCUGAUGAGCUAUUGACGGAGGUGAACCAUUUGGUCCUCUGCAUCACCUUCUGCUUUUGUGUGGCCAGACUUUGGGUGGUCCUUGGCUGACCGUGGGUAGGACUGACUGACUCUGUGUGUCCUCUCAUGAUAUGGACUGGUACCCUUAUGCACACCCCAGAGUGCCACUUGUGCCAAGGGGGCCGGCUGCAUUAUGAUAUUGACUUCCGUUUUGUUUCCACUCAUGUUUUCUAAAGGGGGUCAAAUUCUAAAAAAUGGGGCUAGUGGGGGUCCUGCUUUUAUCUCUGAUCAUUUGAGUGCUGGGGAGUUUGGGCUGCCGAUGUUAAAUUUUUAGGUAAUAUUAAGAGCUCAGGACUGUAAAAAAAGAAAUAAAUAAAAUGAGCAAUUCAGAAUAAGGAUUUUCUUGAGUUGUAGACUGCAAACUUCUUUCUGUCUGCAGGUUUGCUUUAUUUUUUAUUGCUUUGUUUUUUUUAUUAAUGCAGCUUGAAAUGCCAUGGAGCUGCCAGUCUCCCCAAGUCUUAUUUUCAAACAGCGUUGUGUGUUUUGUGCAAAAAUGUUUGUUGGUAAAUCGUCCACCUUGGGAUCAGCACUUAUUUCAUUUUAUAGUCCUAUGGAUGUGACAGUGGGGACUCCGUUGUGCACUCAUUUUGAUUUCUAUGGGCUUUCUAUGCUUGUUAAGCAGUUUGUCUUUUUCACCUCAAUAAAAUAUGGAGAAGUGCUGGC